Triticum dicoccoides is the source of this 1707-nucleotide messenger RNA. RefSeq lists its product as uncharacterized. Lineage: Eukaryota; Viridiplantae; Streptophyta; Magnoliopsida; Poales; Poaceae. The record is from RefSeq and is a predicted model, not a curated record. The transcript is spliced from 4 exons. The coding region runs from base 1 to 1413 and encodes 470 amino acids.
AUGCCAUGGACAGUUGGAUACAUCAUCAGAGACAUUCUCGUCGACCACGAGGCGUCUGAUGAUUUUGUCAAUCCUAAGAUGCGAUGCCGGCUCAGUAUCUCGAGAAUGCUCAUAAGGAUAGGACGUGUGACCGCGUGCGUUGUUAGAGCCACAAGCCCACAAGCAACGAAUCCUGCACUGUCUCGUGCCGCCCACCCGCGCCGCACGCGGAGAAUCCAACGCCUCCCUUCGCCCGGUUUGCCUCCCCUGCUCCCGGCUCACGCGACGGCCCUAUCCCCCAGCGACACGCCGAGCCCAGGCUCAGCGGCGUCCCGUGCGCCGGGUCCACACCAGGGCAGCACCCGCCGCGAAGCUUCCUCCUCUCCUCUCCUCUCCCGAGUUGCACAAAGCAUAAAGAAGCUCGCCGUGUCGGCAAACCGGAGGUUGCGGCCGCCCGACGACACACACCACCGCCGACCAGCGCAACGCAACAAUCUCCAAAGUCCAAACCCCAAACUGCACUCCACUCACUCCACACGCGCGCGCGCGCGCACGAUCGUCUCGUCGACCAGCCAGAGAAAGAAGAUGCAGCAGGGGAGGACGAGGAGCCGCCCGCGCAUCGCCGGCGCCCGGCCGGGGCCCUCCUCCUCGCCGUCGCGGCGUGGCGGGAGCAGCGGCGGCGAGGGCGCCGGACGGGGGCUCCGGCUGCCCCGGCUGCCGGUGCAGCUGGCGCAGGGGCCGCGGCCGCGGAGGCGGGCCGACGGGAAGAGGGCGCUCACGCGCUCCGCCUCCGAGCCGGCGCUCUGGUGGCGCGACGACGCCCGCGUCCACCCCGUGACCCAUCCGCCUUCCCCGCCGCCGCCGCCGCCGCUCGACCGCCCGCACACCUGCUACGACGUCCUCGCGCCGGACUCCCCCUUCGCCUCCUCCUCCCUGCUGCUGCUGCCGCCCGAUCGUCGCACGCCAUGGGAGGAGGCCAAGGUGGUGGUGAACGUGACGGUGGAGGGGAGCCCGGGGCCGGUGAGGGCGAUGGUGAGCCUCGGCUCCAGCAUCCGGGACGCCAUCGCCGCGGUGGUGGAGCGGUACCACCGGGAGGGGAGGAGCCCCCGGCUGGACCCGGCCUCCGCCGACUCCUUCCAGCUACAUCACUCUCACUUCUCCCUCCAGAGUUUAAACAAGAACGACAAGAUGAGCGAAGUGGGCGGCAGAAAUUUCUACCUGCACAAAAACGACGGAAGCAACGGGCUUGUACCUCACAGGGAACAGGAGGCGGGUGUGCAUUCAGGUGGUGGUGAAACUACACAGAGCCAUGGAGGGCAGCUUGCCGGUGUCCCAUACCACCACCAGCUCCUCGCCAUUGUCAUGAAGAAGCUGGAUAAAAUCGGCAGGCGGACCAAGAGGAUUUGGAGGCUCCUGACCUGUGACUGCACAUGACUCUGAUCCUGUGGAUGUUGAUGGUAGCCUAACAGCCAUCGUAUACUGUGACUGUCUGGUGUAGUAGGCUAGCACUAGUAAGUUAGGUUAGAAUCGGUGCGCGGCGCUGGUGCUACUGCUAUUGAUUGAUGAUAAAGAAGGCACGCGGCGUGGUAACUAAGGUUAUCCUCGUGUUGACGUGUUGAUAGAUUGGGUUGAUCGGGUCAGGAAGUAUAAGGUAUAGAAAGAAUUCCUUAUUUAACACUGUGUAUAAAUUUUAUGCCUUAUUUGACAUCGAUAAAUAGUUUUUUUUUC